ACAACUAAUGGGAAAAUGGUUGUGGCAAAUCUGUUGAAGGUGUUUCCAAAAGAUACAGAAGCUCCACCUGCAGGAGUAGAUGACAUGAUAAAGUUAUCAUAUUUGCAUGAACCUGGUGUCUUGCAAAACCUUGCCACACGCUAUGAGCUUAAUGAAAUAUAUACAUACACUGGUAAUAUCCUGAUUGCAGUAAACCCCUUCCAAAGGUUGCCACAUCUGGAAGAUAUGCAUAUGAUGGAACAAUAUAAAGGAGCAGCACUUGGCGAGCUAAGCCCACAUGUUUUUGCAAUUGCUGAUGUUGCAUUCAGGGCAAUGAUUAAUGAAGGAAGAAACAACUCCAUAUUGGUCAGUGGAGAAAGUGGAGCGGGUAAAACUGAAACGACAAAGUUGCUUAUGCAAUAUCUGGCAUACUUAGGUAGACGAUCUGGAAUUGAAGGACGGACCGUUGAACAACAAGUUCUAGAAUCUAAUCCAGUUCUUGAAGCUUUUGGGAAUGCCAAAACAGUACGAAACAACAACUCAAGUCGAUUUGGUAAAUUUGUUGAGAUUCAAUUUGAUGAAAAUGGGAGGAUCUCUGGAGCUGCUAUUAGAACCUACUUGCUUGAAAAAUCUCGUGUAUGCCAAAUCAAUGAUCCUGAGAGAAAUUACCAUUGCUUUUACCUUCUAUGUGCUGCUCCUCAUAAGGAUAUUGAGAAAUAUAAGUUGGAGAGUCCUAAGUCAUUCAAUUAUUUAAACCAAUCCAGUUGUUUUCAAUUGGAUGGUGUGGACGAUGCUGAAGAUUAUCUAGCAACUAGAAAGGCCAUGGAUAUAAUUGGCAUAAGUGUGGAGGAACAGGAGGCAAUCUUCAGGGUUGUGGCUGCCAUCCUUCAUCUCGGGAACGUUGAUUUUGCAAAGGGAGCAGAAAUAGAUUCAGCAGUUAUUAAGAAUGAUAAAUCGAACUUUCACCUAAGCAUGGCAGCUGAACUUCUCAUGUGUGAUGCUCAUCUUCUUGAGAAUGCACUAAUUAAGCAUGUCAUGGUAACCCCCGAAGAAGUUAUUACACGAAGUCUUGACCCUGGUUCUGCAAUUGUUAGCAGAGAUGGUUUAGCAAAAAUAAUCUAUUCCCGUUUAUUUAAUUGGUUGGUCGAUAAAAUUAAUGCAUCAAUCGGUCAGGACAGGAGUUCAAAGCAUUUCAUUGGUAUUCUUGAUAUUUAUGGUUUCGAAAGUUUCACAUCUAAUAGUUUCGAACAAUUCUGCAUCAAUUAUACCAAUGAAAAAUUGCAGCAACAUUUUAAUCAGCAUGUCUUCAGAAUGGAGCAAGAGGAGUAUACCAAGGAGGGAAUUGAUUGGAGCUACAUAGAGUUUGUUGAUAACCAAGAUGUGCUUGACUUAAUUGAGAAGAAACCUGGUGGCAUCAUUGCUCUCCUAGAUGAAGCUUGUAUGUUCCCGAAGUCAACACAUAGAACAUUUGCUCAGAAGUUGUAUCAGACUUUUAGAAAUAACAAGAGGUUUGCUAAACCUAAGCUUUCUAGCAGUGACUUUACCAUUUACCAUUAUGCAGGCGAGGUAAUAUAUCAAGCCAAUUAUUUCUUGGACAAAAACAAAGACUAUGUAGUGGCAGAGCAUCUGGAUUUACUCCAUGCUUCUAAAUGUCCCUUUGUUGCCAAUUUAUUUUCAUCACUUCCUGAAGUCACAUCAAAGGCAUCCAAAUUCUCUUCGAUUGCGUCUCGCUUUAAACUACAACUUCAAGCUCUGAUGGAUACCUUGAGUUGCACACAACCUCAUUACAUUAGAUGCAUAAAGCCAAACAAUGUCCUCAAACCGUCUAUCUUUGAGAACAUCAAUGUCACCAGCCAACUACGUUGUGGUGGUGUUCUUGAAGCAAUAAAGAUAAGUUGUGCUGGAUAUCCAACUCGUAGAACAUUUUAUGAAUUUCUCCUUCGGUUUGCUCUUCUUGAGCCAAAUGCUUUAGAAGGACAAUAUGAUGAGAAGAUUGCGUGUAGAAAGAUUCUAGAUAAAAUUGGAGCAAAAGAUUACCAACUAGGCAAGACUAAGGUAUUUCUAAGAGCUGGUCUGAUGGCUCAAUUGGAUGCUCGAAGAGCAGCAAUACUAGGAGGAGCUGCCACAACUAUUCAGAGGAAAAUUCGUACAUACAUCACCCGUAGAGCAUUCAUUGUACUAAGACAUAGAUCUAUUUUCCUGCAAUCACUCUGGAGAGGAAGGUUGGCAGCUAAGUUGUUUGAGCAUAUGAGAAGAGUGGCAGCAGCAGUAAAAAUUCAGAAACAAUUACACUGUUACUUUGCAAGAAAAUCCUAUGGCAGACUACAAUCUUCAGCGGUUGCAUUGCAGGCAUGCAUAAGAGCAAUGAUUGCUCGUAAUGCAUUUACAUUCCGCAAAAUCACUAAAGCUGCAAUUUGUAUACAGGCUCAGUGGCGUUGUUACAGUGGGCACUCAUAUUACAUGAAUUUGCAGAAGGCAGCACUUACUUUUCAAUGUGCUUGGCGGAAAAGGCUUGCCAGGAGAGUGAUCAGAACUUUGAAAACGGCUGCAAGAGAAACAGGGGCUUUGAAAGAGGCAAAGAACAAACUUGAGAAGCAAGUGGAGGAGUUAAGUUGGCGUUUGCAGUUGGAGAAACGAGUGAGGGUUGAACUUGAAGAGAAAAAAGAUACAGAAAUUGUUACACUUAAGGAUAUGCUAAAUAUGAUGCAACUACAAGUAGAAGAAGCAAAGUUGAUGGUCAUCAAGGAACGCAAGGUUGCACAAAAAGCUAUGGAAGAAGCAUCUCCAGUUAUCAAGGAAACACGUGUCUUUGUUGAUGACAGACGAAAUUUUGAUUCAUUGACAUCUGAAAUUGAGCUUUUGAAGGUUUCCUUGGUAGCAAAAAAGCAGUUAACUGAUGCAGCCAAUAAAGAAAAGAGUGAAAUACAAGCAAGAUAUAACCAACUUGUUAAGAAAGUUCAGGAUUUUGAGAUGAAAGUUGAUCAACUUCAAGAAACUAUUCGGAGACUUGAAGAGAAAGUAUCAAAUGUGGAAUCAGAGAACCAAGUUCUUCGUCAACAAGCAGUUGCAAUUUCACCAACUAGUCGAUUAGUAACCACAAAUUCAGAAGCAACCAUUGUCCUGGUAUGUAUCCUUAUCAGAAUAGGUAUGGGAAUGCAUCUCCCAGUUUGUCAACCCCAGGACCCUGAAACAGAGGAUUUACAACAGAAGUCACUGAAUGAGAAACAGCAAGGAUACCAGGACUUGUUUAUUGAAUGUAUUUGUCAAGAUUUAGGAUUCUCUAAAGAUCGACCUGUAGCUGCUUGUAUCACACACAAAUGUCUCCUUCACUGGAGAUCUUUUGAAGUUGAAACAACAAAUAUUUUUGACCGUAUUAUCCAAGCAAUUGGCUGGGUUAUUGAGACUCAGGAUAACGCUGAUGUAUUGUCCUAUUGGUUAUCCAACACGUCUACAUUACUGCUGUUCUUCCGACAAACAAUGAAAGCAAAUGGGACAGAUGGUUACACCCCAAUGACUCCACAAAGACGAAGAACUUCAGCCUCUUUGUUUGGGAGAGUGUCUCAAGGGAUUGGGAAUUCACCCAGGAGUGCUGUGAUUCCUUUUUUCAAUGACCGUGUGGUCGGUUCAUCAAGUGACUUCCAAAUAGUUGAAGUUAAAUAUCCAGCUUUGCUUUUCAAGCAACAACUUAUUGCAUUUGUUGAGAAAAUUUAUGGAAUGAUAAGAGACAAUUUAAAAAAAGAGAUAGGGCCAAUUCUUCGUUUGUGUAUCCAGGCUCCAAGAACAUCCCGUGCAAGCUUAGUCAAAGUUACUCGUUCUCAAGCAAAUGCCAUGGCCCUGAAAGUUUUGAUUUCACACUGGCAGGGCAUCGUUAAAAGCUUAACUAAUUGCCUGCAAACGCUGAAAGAGAAUUAUGUCCCUCCCUUCCUUGUCCGUAAGGUCUUCAUGCAGAUAUUUUCAUUUAUUAAUGUCCAACUAUUUAAUAGCCUUCUUCUGCGGCGUGAAUGCUGUUCCUUUAGCAAUGGGGAAUAUGUUAAAGCUGGAUUGGCUGAACUAGAACAAUGGUGCUAUGAGGCAACUGAAAAGUAUGCAGGCUCAGCCUGGGAUGAGUUGAAGCAUGUCAGGCAAACUGUUGGAUUCCUGAUUUCACAUCAGAAGCCAAAAAAGACACUGGAGGAGUUAACUCAAGACCUAUGUCCAGCUCUCAGCGUACAGCAACUACAUAGAAUCAGCACGAUGUAUUGGGAUGACAAAUAUGGCACUCACAGUGUUUCUUCAGAGGCUAUUGUAAGUAUGAGAUCUAUCAUGAAUGAGGAUUCAAAAAGUUUCAGCAAUACCUUCUUGUUGGAUGAUGACUCUAGGAUCCCCUUCACGGUUGACGAACUGUGUAAGUCAAUGACAGGGAUAGAGAUAACUGAUGUCGAUCCUCCAUCAUUGAUCCGACAGAGCUCAGGUUUUGCUUUCUUGACACAGAGGAAGGAGUAAAUUCCCUCCCUACAAUUGUCCAUCGAAGUGUGCCAAUUCAUAUCAUUCACUUCUUAUAAGAUC
Messenger RNA from Zingiber officinale, 4524 nucleotides. RefSeq names its product myosin-17-like. The record is from RefSeq and is a predicted model, not a curated record. NCBI's taxonomy places the organism in Eukaryota, Viridiplantae, Streptophyta, Magnoliopsida, Zingiberales, Zingiberaceae. Gene Ontology annotation, molecular function: ATP binding; microfilament motor activity; actin filament binding. Gene Ontology annotation, biological process: actin filament organization; vesicle transport along actin filament. Gene Ontology annotation, cellular component: myosin complex; cytoplasm; actin cytoskeleton. Bases 16 to 4461 code for a protein of 1481 amino acids. The transcript has 37 exons.